AUAGAAGCUGGAGGGGUGGAGCCGCUGGUCCUUGGCGGCUGCGGCGGAGCUUGCAGGCGGCUAGUCUUGCUGGCUCAGCAAGGCUGAUAAGCAUGAAGCUGCUGUGUUUGGUGGCUGUGGUCGGGUGCUUGCUGGUGCCCCCAGCUCAAGCCAACAAGGUGAGGGAGAGCUCUGAAGAUAUCCGGUGCAAAUGCAUCUGUCCACCUUAUAGAAACAUCAGUGGGCACAUUUACAACCAGAACGUAUCUCAGAAGGACUGCAACUGCCUGCAUGUGGUGGAGCCCAUGCCAGUGCCUGGUCACGAUGUGGAAGCCUACUGCUUGCUUUGCGAGUGCAGGUACGAGGAGCGCAGCACCACCACCAUCAAGAUCAUCAUCGUCAUCUACCUGUCUGUGGUAGGGGCCCUCUUACUCUACAUGGCCUUCCUGAUGCUGGUGGACCCCCUCAUUCGAAAGCCAGAUGCUUAUACUGAGCAGCUGCACAACGAAGAGGAGAAUGAGGAUGCACGCUCCAUGGCAGCGACUGCUGCAUCCAUUGGAGGACCCCGAGCAAACACUGUCCUGGAACGAGUGGAAGGCGCUCAGCAACGAUGGAAGCUGCAGGUGCAGGAGCAGCGGAAGACAGUGUUCGAUCGGCACAAGAUGCUCAGUUAGAUGCCUGGCACGGUGGCAUCAGGGACCCAGGCCACUGCUCCCAGCUUCUGGGGCUGCACAGAGCCAGUGGCCAGGUCCCCUCCCUCACUGAAGUCUUCCCUACAAAAGCCCAUGACAUUUGCCCUUCUCCCUCUCUGGAAAUGUGCUUGACUGUUAUAACUAGGGGGUGUGAUUGGGCUUCUGGUCUCUAGUGUCUCUUUAGGCCCCUGGGAAGAAGGGAGGGAAGGCAAGGCAGAAGGGAGCAGAGACACUCCAGAUGGCCACAAGGCUGAAUGGAAGUCAUUCCUAUCUUUACUGUACCUCCCAGCUCCACACCUUAGGGAAUCUUAUAGCUCCUUAGGAGAUGGAGCUGUGUCAUCGGGAACUCGGUGGGUGCGAGGAAAGUAUGACCCAGCACUCAGCCUGUGCUCCAGGAUGCUGUGGUCCUCAUUUCCACUUCCUCCAGUGCCAGUAUCUUAGCUUGGCCUGGCCCCAGCCUCAGGAACUGUUCUGGUGCCACUGAGUCCAUGGUGGUCUCCAGAGCCCACCUGGAAGCCUGCUUCCCUCUCCUCAGCUCCUGGUCCACCGAUGCAUGGCAGUGCCCAUGCAUGCCCGCACACUCAGCAGCUGUCACCUGACUCCCAUCUCAGGAGGCCACACAGCCUCCCACCUCUCCCCAGUGACUGCAACCGCGGAGCCAUAAAGUUGGACCACACAUCACAAGGCUGAGCGUUAGGGGACUUUAAUCCCAUGGCUCCUGUCCUUGGAUGGCUACUUGUCCCUGAAUUUCAUUGUACCAUGCAUGAAGAGAAAUGUUUGUCUUUCUGGUGUAUGUAAAUCAAGAAAGCCAUUAAAUUGUUUUAUUUCUCAAA
Acomys russatus (golden spiny mouse) is the source of this 1504-nucleotide messenger RNA. It is a transcript of the gene Tmem9, whose product is annotated as transmembrane protein 9. The coding region runs from base 93 to 653 and encodes 186 amino acids. NCBI's taxonomy places the organism in Eukaryota, Metazoa, Chordata, Mammalia, Rodentia, Muridae. The transcript is spliced from 6 exons. The record is from RefSeq and is a predicted model, not a curated record. Gene Ontology annotation, cellular component: lysosomal membrane.